AUGGAUUCUAACCAAACAUACCCCACGGUCACAGGGCCGCUGUCCUCUACCGAAACAGCUAUGCUGGAGGUGCUAGUCCCUGGGUAUGGAUUUAUAUCACGCAUUUUGAUGUCAUACCUCAACAUCGAUAUCAAUGCCUACAUCCAACUGGUGGUCGCAAUGGCUGUCUUCGGCGCCAGUUUUCGAUACGUCUACAACCAAGUCUCAACAUACUUCAGCCAGUAUUUCGUAUCAAGAGCUGAAAUCCGCCUCGAUGAUGAGAUUUUCAACUACCUGAUGUAUUGGAUUUCACGUCAAUCCCACAUGAAACAGACGAAUCGAUUUGUGGCAGGUAUCAAAAGCAAUGGAUACUGGAGCGACGACGAGGACUCAGAUGCCGGAGAUCAAGACGACGAUUGGGACAAGCUAGGUGACGAUGGAAAACCCGCCUCCUUCGAUGACUGCUGGGCAAAGGUGCUCAGCCGCGACAAGUACAAGACCCUCCGCUUUACCCCAGCACAGGGCUCCCACUACUUCUGGUACCGCAACCGCCCCAUCAUGCUAGAGCGAUUGCGCCAGGAAGGGAGCGCACGCUGGGUCCUGAACAACGAGCGACUGUAUCUAUCAUGUCUUGGUCGGGACCCAACCAUCCUUAAGACGUUGCUGGCAGAAGCGCAGCAGGCAUACGUCGAGCGCGAUGGGAAUCUCACUGUCAUUUAUCGCGGUCAAAGGGCAUGCGCCACCUCCCCAUAUGACUGGUACCGGGGAAUGGCCCGACUGCCGCGUCCUCUUUCUACUGUUAUUCUCGACCAGGAACAGAAACAGUCCUUUAUCAAUGAUAUCAAGGAAUAUUUGCACCCUCGUACCCGUCGCUGGUAUUCUAAUCGUGGUAUCCCCUAUCGACGUGGAUACCUCUUCCAUGGCCCUCCUGGAACUGGAAAAACGAGUUUGUGUUUUGCUGCUGCGGGUCUAUUGGGAUUGAAGCUUUACCUGCUCAAUCUUAAUUCCACAGCUUUGGACGAAGAUGGUCUCGCGUCUCUAUUUGCGGCCCUGCCGCGGCGAUGCAUUGUUCUUCUUGAAGAUAUUGAUGCGGCAGGUAUCACCAGCACUCGAGGCAAGACUAUUAUCUCAACCCCGGAGCCAACAAUCGAUGAGACUAUCCCUAGCGAGGGAGAUGGUGAUGCGGAUGCGACUGUUGUCCCUGAGACGCCUGCCAAAGGCGGCGUCACACUCUCGGGUCUUCUGAACGUCAUAGAUGGUGUUGCUGCUAGCGAAGGACGGAUCCUUGUUAUGACCACGAACCACGCUGAUAAGUUGGACCCUGCUCUUCUCCGGCCUGGUCGUGUUGAUAUGACUAUCAACUUUGGUUAUACCAGUGAAGCGGAUAUCAGGGAGAUGUUCAUAUCUAUUUACAACACAACAAAGAAUGACAUCCGGCGUGGGAAGAGACCACGAACGGCCAGUAAUGGCUCUGCCAAGUCCUCAGCUAAGUCUACCGCUGAGGAGAGGAGGAAUUUUGAAGACCCCCAGCUUGGAGAUGAGAAGGAUUUAUUGCAGGAUGCUCUUCAACCCCUUCAAUCGCGCAUUUCUCGUCUUGCUGAUGAAUUUGCUGCUAUUGUUCCCAGUGGUGAGUUGACCGCUGCUGAGAUCCAGGGUUAUCUUCUCAAUCACAAGGAGAUUCCUGAAGCGGCAAUUCGGAGUGCACCAGAAUGGGCACAAAGCACACUGGAGAAAAAACGUGCGAGGGAGGAGAAGGACAAAUUUUCUUAG
Messenger RNA from Penicillium antarcticum, 1749 nucleotides. Its product is annotated as BCS1 and AAA domain-containing protein. Gene Ontology annotation, molecular function: ATP binding; ATP hydrolysis activity. Gene Ontology annotation, cellular component: mitochondrial inner membrane. Bases 1 to 1749 code for a protein of 582 amino acids. The transcript has a single exon. The record is from RefSeq and is a predicted model, not a curated record. Gene Ontology annotation, biological process: mitochondrial respiratory chain complex III assembly; protein insertion into mitochondrial inner membrane from matrix. Lineage: Eukaryota; Fungi; Ascomycota; Eurotiomycetes; Eurotiales; Aspergillaceae.